This is a messenger RNA of Ricinus communis (castor bean), 2705 nucleotides long. RefSeq names its product probable methyltransferase PMT3. The record is from RefSeq and is a predicted model, not a curated record. Gene Ontology annotation, molecular function: methyltransferase activity. NCBI's taxonomy places the organism in Eukaryota, Viridiplantae, Streptophyta, Magnoliopsida, Malpighiales, Euphorbiaceae. Gene Ontology annotation, cellular component: trans-Golgi network; endosome; cytoplasm. Bases 465 to 2312 code for a protein of 615 amino acids. The transcript is spliced from 8 exons.
ACAGCAUUACAAACACACACACACACACACACACACACUCUCUCUCUGUCUCUCUCUCUCUCUUCAAAAAUAGAAUUAUCAAAAAAAUCGAACUUUUUAUUUGAGAUCUAAUCUCUCUUUCUCUCAGUCUAUCAUCUCGGUUCCUUGUCUCUUGCCCGUUUCUUCUUAUACAACAGAGCAUCUUAUAGACUCAGAUCUCAUUUUUGCAAAUACCCAUUUCCCCAUUCAAUCAAAAGCAGUUGAUCAGCCAAUAUCUAUUGUUGAUAUCUGCUAAAUCCUAAGUGAAUCUGUAUUACCUCAUUUUUCUUUCAAAUUAGAGCCUUGAGGUAUUAAACAAGCAGGGUUAUCUUGGAUGGUGAAAUUGACAUAAGAUUAGUAUAGUGGGAUAAGAUCUUCAUUAUGAUAUUAUAGUGCUUAAGUGAGAGCAGAAAAAUAUUUUUGAGCAUCUAAGAGAGAGGGAAACAAUGAGGGGGAGAUCUGAUGGGAACCAGAAGAAGCGAUUGAUCACUUCUGUCUGUGUAGUGGCAAUUUUUCUUGGAUUCAUAUAUUUUUAUUAUGGAUCCAUUUUUGGCUCUCAAGAAUAUGGGAGCAAGUUGAGAAAACUCGGGUCACCUUAUUGGGGUGGGGAUGAUGAUUCUGAUGGGAAACAAGAUGAAUCAAUCAAAUUCGGCCAGGAAGAUGGAGAGGACGAUAGUGUACCAAAGAGCUUCCCUGUAUGCGAUGAUCGACAUUCAGAACUCAUUCCCUGCUUAGACAGGCAUCUUAUUUAUCAAAUGAGAAUGAAGCUGGAUCUCUCUUUGAUGGAGCAUUAUGAACGCCAUUGCCCUCCUCCUGAAAGGCGGUACAAUUGCCUGAUUCCUCCUCCAGCAGGGUACAAGAUCCCAAUUAAGUGGCCAAAAAGUAGAGAUGAGGUAUGGAAAGCAAACAUUCCUCAUACCCACCUUGCACAUGAGAAAUCUGACCAGAACUGGAUGGUUGUAAAAGGUGAGAAGAUAUCAUUUCCUGGGGGUGGCACACAUUUUCAUUAUGGAGCUGACAAAUAUAUUGCUUCAAUUGCAAACAUGCUUAACUUCUCAAAAAAUAACUUAAACAAUGAAGGAAGGUUGAGAACAGUUUUGGAUGUUGGCUGUGGUGUUGCUAGCUUUGGUGCUUAUCUUCUGUCAUCUGAUAUCAUUGCAAUGUCAUUGGCACCUAAUGAUGUGCAUCAAAACCAAAUCCAAUUUGCCCUAGAAAGAGGAAUUCCUGCAUAUCUUGGUGUUCUGGGGACCAAGAGACUCCCUUACCCAAGCAGAUCUUUUGAGCUUGCCCACUGUUCACGGUGUAGAAUAGAUUGGCUUCAAAGAGAUGGUAUACUUCUUCUUGAGCUUGAUCGUUUACUUCGACCAGGAGGCUAUUUUGCCUACUCGUCUCCUGAAGCUUAUGCACAAGAUGAAGAAGAUCUGAGGAUUUGGAGAGAAAUGAGUGCCCUUGUGGAACGAAUGUGUUGGAGGAUAGCUGCAAAGAGGAACCAAACUGUUAUUUGGCAAAAACCUCUGACAAAUGACUGUUACAUGGAAAGAGAACCUGGUACACUUCCUCCCCUGUGUCGGUCUGAUGAUGAUCCAGAUGCAGUGUGGGGCGUGUCUAUGGAAGCUUGCAUUACACCCUACUCUGAUCAUGACCAUAGAGUUAAGGGGAGUGGUUUGGCUCCUUGGCCUGCCAGAUUAACUUCUCCUCCUCCUAGACUGGCUGAUUUUGGCUAUUCAAAUGAAAUGUUUGAGAAGGACACUGAACUUUGGAAACAUAGAGUGGAAAAUUAUUGGAAUCUCUUAAGUCCAAAGAUACAAUCAAACACAUUGAGGAACGUGAUGGACAUGAAAGCAAACCUGGGGUCAUUUGGAGCUGCUCUUAGAAACAAGGAUGUUUGGGUAAUGAAUGUCAUCCCUGAAGAUGGACCGAAGACGUUGAAGGUGAUAUAUGACAGAGGACUGAUUGGCACUGUUCAUAACUGGUGUGAAGCUUUUUCAACAUAUCCUAGGACUUAUGAUUUGCUCCACGCUUGGACUGUGUUUUCUGAAAUAGAGAAAAAAGGCUGUAGUCCUGAAGAUUUGCUUAUAGAGAUGGAUCGCAUCCUUAGACCUAGUGGUUUUAUAAUCAUUCGUGACAAACAAUCAGUGGUAGAUUUUGUGAAGAAAUACUUAGUGGCAUUGCACUGGGAAGCAGUGGCAACAUCUGAUUCCAGUUCAGAUUCAGACCAAGAUGGAGGCGAAAUUGUGUUCAUUGUCCAAAAGAAGUUAUGGCUGACAAGUGAAAGUCUCAGAGAUGAAGAGUAGGACUACAAAAUAUGGUCCUUUCAUGCCUGCUCCUCUAUAUUUCCUAGUGCUCCAAUGGAUUAAGAAGGUCAUAUGAGGCAGUGAUGCAGUAAACAAUUUCAUUUUGUAGCAUUAAGUGAUGUUCACAUCAAUUUUUUUUGCCCACCUUUAUUCCAUAUAAUGAUUCAAUUCGAUAGCGAUAAACUAUCAGCAAUUCAGCUUUUAUAGGGUAUUCUUCUUUAUCUCCUUUUUAGUCCUGAGUGCAGUGGCAAGUAGUACUUCAGCUAUUGAUUAAUAAUCACACGCAAUAUGUGCAGCUGAAGUUGAUAAGAAUUGUGGCUUCUAAUUGUCUAAUAUUAUUUAUUAAAGAAUACUGUCUGCAUUCUAAAUUAUAUAAGUUCAUUUCUUUGCUAA